This is a messenger RNA of Canis lupus familiaris (dog), 4514 nucleotides long. RefSeq names its product F-box and WD repeat domain containing 8 (gene FBXW8). The coding region runs from base 33 to 1781 and encodes 582 amino acids. Gene Ontology annotation, molecular function: protein binding. The transcript is spliced from 11 exons. Gene Ontology annotation, biological process: protein ubiquitination; cilium assembly. Gene Ontology annotation, cellular component: centriole; ciliary basal body; Cul7-RING ubiquitin ligase complex. NCBI's taxonomy places the organism in Eukaryota, Metazoa, Chordata, Mammalia, Carnivora, Canidae. The record is from RefSeq and is a predicted model, not a curated record.
GUCCCGUGGCAGCCGGGCCCGGAGCGGCGGCGAUGGACGACCACAGCCUGGACGAGUUCCGCCGGCGCUGGCAGGAGGAGCUGGCGCAGGCCCAGGCGCUCCGGAAGCGGCGGCGGCCGCGGCGGCCCGAGGUGGCCGCGGGGCGUGGCGAGCAGGCCUCGGGGUACCUGGCGCUGGCCCAGGGCCUCCUGGAGGGGGCGGGGCGGCCCCCCGCGCCGCGGGCGACCCGGGCCGAGAGGCAGGACGCGGCGAGCCGCUCCCGCUCCCCGCCGGCCCGCGAGGAGCAGCUGGUGGACCAGCUCAUCCGCGACCUGAAUGAAAUGGAUGACGUGCCCUUCUUUGAUAUCCAGCUACCUUAUGAGCUGGCAAUCAACAUAUUUCAGUAUCUGGACAGGAAAGAACUUGGAAGGUGUGCACAGGUGAGCAAGACGUGGAAGGUGAUUGCAGAAGAUGAAGUGCUCUGGUACCGGCUGUGCCAGCAGGAAGGGCACCUUCCCAAGAGCAGCAUCUCUGAUUAUUCUUGCUGGAAGCUCAUCUUUCAAGAGUGCCGAGCCAAGGAACACAUGUUAAGAACCAACUGGAAGAAUCGCAAAGGCGCGGUGAGUGAACUGGAACACAUUCCUGACGCAGUUUUGUGUGAUGUGCAUUCCCAUGAUGGCGUUGUCAUUGCCGGAUAUACAUCAGGGGACGUGAGGGUGUGGGACACCCGCACCUGGGACUACACAGCCCCUUUCCUGGAAUCAGAGUAUGAGGAGGAUGAGCCUGGAAUGCAGCCAUAUGUCUCCUUUGUGAGGAUAAACAGCUCGCUGGCGGUAGCAGCUUAUGAGGAUGGAUUUCUUAAUAUUUGGGAUCUAAGGACUGGAAAGUAUCCUGUCCAUCGUUUUGAGCAUGACGCAAGAAUACAGGCACUAGCCCUCAGCCAGGAAGAUGCAACUGUUGCCACAGCUUCUGCUUUUGAUGUUGUGAUGUUACGCCCCAAUGAGGAGGGGUAUUGGCAAAUCACUGCUGAAUUUGAAGUUCAGAAACUGGUUGACUACCUUGAAAUAGUACCAGAUACUGGAAGGUACCCUGUGGCAGUGGCCACGGCUGGAGAUCUGGUAUACCUGCUAAAGGCUGAAGACUCUGCCAGAACCCUCCAUUAUGUGUACGGCCAGCCAGUCACAUGUCUGGAUGUCUCAGCCAACCAGGCUGCUUUUGGUGUGAAGAGUCUAGGAUGGGUAUACGAAGGAAACAAGAUCCUGGUGUACAGCCUGGAAGCAGAACGCUGCCUCUCAAAGCUUGGUAAUGCACUUGGUGAUUUCACGUGCGUCAACCUCAGGAACAGCCCUCCCAGCCUCAUGGUCAGUGGCAACAUGGACAGGAGGGUGAGGAUCCAUGACCUCCGCACUGACAAAAUCGCCCUGUCACUCUCUGCCCACCAACUGGGAGUGUCUGCGGUGCAGAUGGACGACUGGAAGAUAGUCAGCGGAGGCGAGGAAGGCCUGGUCUCGGUGUGGGAUUAUCGCAUGAGCCAGAAGCUGUGGGAAGUGCACUCCAGGCACCCCGUUCGUCACCUGUCCUUCAACAGCCACAGCCUCAUCACGGCCAACGUGCCCUACGAGAGGGUGGUGCGCAACACUGACCUGGACAACUUCACCACUCACCGGAGACACCGAGGGCUGAUCCAUGCCUACGAGUUUGCAGUGGACCGGCUGGCCUUCCAGAGUGCGCUGCCCGUCUGCCGAGCGUCCUGUGACUCCGCGGCAGGCUACAACUAUGACCUUGCGCUCGCCUUUCCCUAGGGCCACCGUUAGGGGACAGCCUCCUUGGGAGCACGGAGAGGAGUGGGUGGAACCAGAGCUGAUGGAUUUUACCACGACCAAGGAGCUCUGCACCAGGUUUUUAACACCUGGGGAAGAAAGCAAUCCCAGGGUGCACUUGUCUGACCCCACCGGUUCUUGAACUUUCUGCUAUUACUGCCUGUGGAGAGCUAGAGUUUGUCAGGGCUUGUGUCCUCUUACUCUGUUUUCUCUCCCUGGGUACUGUACUCCUCCUCGCUGUAGCUCUGAGUACCACCCACUGGCGCCUCCACCUAUCCCUCCUUCCACCUCCACCCUGCACCUGCUGCCUGCCCCAGCUGGGACCCUCUCUCCUCCCCACACUGUCAGUACACUACAAUGCAGGGCCCUGCUCGUCCUGCUCCAGUCUUCAGGGGGCCUGGGGCUGUGGUCUCUGAGCUUACAGGGCCCCAACCUCCCCCGGAUCAGAGAUCACCUGUUCAUUCUGGGUGGUCUUUGAUACCACCACCCAGUGGAAACCUAGGAUAGCAGCACUGUCUCCUCAUAGUUUUUACCAUAAUCUGUAAUUAUAUAUUUGUACACUUAUUGCAUUAAGGACUGUUUACUGUUGUGUCCACAACAUGUGAUACAAAGUAGAUUUUUUCUACCUAUUUGUUGCAUAAACAGCCCUCCUCCACAUAGGACAGAAGAGCAAGAGCUGGGGGAGAAACCCUUACCCUGAACCACUGUGCUAAAGCAGGGCAGCAUCAAGGAGCUCUUCAGUGUGAGAAGUAGCUUCCAUUUCCAAAGGAUUCAUUGCAUUCCUCUUGAUUUAGACUCUUCUGAGCAGUGGCCACCUAAUAUUCCUUCAAAAUAUUAAAGCCCAAAUUGAUAGAACUACAAAGAUAAAGUCCAUGUUCCUAGUGGGUGAUCAACAGAUACAAUCAUUAAAAAAAAGGAAGGAUUCAGAGCAUUUACUUAAUAGAAUUUACAAGCAUGAUCCAACAGAUCAAUGUUUUACACCUUUUUAAAUAUCCAUAGACCAUGCACAGUAAAUGGCUGUCUGAAGACCACAAGGACAAACAAUCUCAGAUUGCACAAGGGUACAUCCAGCCAAGUUCAGUGACCCCCUAAUACAAUAAAAUUAGAUAAAGUGAAAAACAAAAAUGGAAGAUGUGAACGCCACUCCCACCCCCCGGAUCAGGGUGACCAUGAAAGCACUGAAUAUCAAAACCCCAGGGGGAGGCCAGAGUGGACAGAGAGAAGGAUGGCUUGAAAAACAGGCUAAAGAUAAAUGGAUAGCUGUCACCUCACACAGUGACUCCAGAGGAAGGAAUUAGCUAAAAACUUGAUGGAACAGAAAACCAACAAAUCGUAAAGUUAAUCAUAAUGCCAAAACCCCACACUUGACCCAUUUUACACUGGACCAGCUUUUUUUGAAAAGCCAAAAUAGACCAUUUUUUGGACAGUGUGGGGAAGGAAGGGGGAGAGUCCUAAGCAAACUUCCCCCUGAGCACGGGGCCCAACACAGGACUCGAUCCCACGACCCACCCCACUGAGUCACCCAGGUGCCCCUAAAAUACACAACUCUUGAUGCUAAAUAAAUAAAUAAUAAAAAGGCACAAGGGGCUGUGAGAAACAGAAAAAGGAGUAAUUAUGGACAUGAGAUUUUCAGGGUGCCUACACUAAUCUGAGAGAGAAACGAAGCUUUCCUGCUAUACACGAGUAUGUGGAAGUAGGAGAUGCUGUGAAGUCCGCGGAAGUCUUCAGCUCACUUAAGAUGUUCAUUAAAAACCCACAUGCAACUCAACAGGACAGUGGAACCAGAGAAAGGGCUGCAACUGGGGCUCAUCACUGAAGCCCCCGAGCAGUGCCCCCUUCCCUGGCAGGCAGCUUUGUCAGGACCAGUCUUCUGCUUCCUUUCAACCAAAUUACUUCACAGAUGAAGCUCGUCUGCAGUUAGCAGAUGAAGUAUUUUAUUUACUCCUGUUGUCAUGUGGGACUCUGACCUCCUCGUGACCUCGCUCUGUAAGGUUUUCAUCUCUCGCAGCCUUAAUGCAACCAGACCACUAAGUAAAACAUUUUUCUUUUAUGAAGCAGGCCCUUCCAGUUUGAUUUCACUGCUCAUUUUACAGACACGUUCACGCUUUCCGGCCAUUAAAGGUAAUUGAAGACCCAGAAAAUUUUACCAAACUAAAAAUAGUUUUAAACGAUUGUCAUUCGCUGCCAGCAACUAGCCCAGUGUAAAAUGUCACGAUUAUAGGGGUUUUCUUACCUCCCCAAACUGUUUAGACCGUCUCCCAUUAAGGAGAAUUGCCUGGUUUUGUGAAGGAGGGCUUAUCAGAUCCAGAUUGAAAUCUCAGGCAGUGUUUUCUGCUGCAAAGUCUGCGUCCUGGAAGAUGGGGAAAGGAGCGCAGGGUUCUUCCUCUAUAAAUCAACAUUUACCCAGCAGUUUAGAAAACACCUUUAGCCCACGUCCACCCCUUCCGUUCAUCCCACCUUACCUUAAUCCCUGCUGGCUAGUUUGAGGGAGCCUCUUUGCAAGUUUGGAGUUGUGAGCAGAUGUAUCAUUUCCUUUUCUUCGGCUCUUCCGUUGCCCAGACUUCCCCCUCCAGCUCCCCCAUAGGGAUAAGAAACUCCUGUGCCACUGGGGGAGCCAGAGGGCCCAACACCAGAGCUCUUGUAUCUUAAAACAUCGUCUGCCUUUUGCUUAUACUUUAUAAAAUGUCAGUUCAAAUAAUAAAUUUUUUAAAUCUG